Messenger RNA from Pantherophis guttatus, 2415 nucleotides. It is a transcript of the gene CDYL, whose product is annotated as chromodomain Y like. Gene Ontology annotation, cellular component: nucleus. The record is from RefSeq and is a predicted model, not a curated record. NCBI's taxonomy places the organism in Eukaryota, Metazoa, Chordata, Lepidosauria, Squamata, Colubridae. Gene Ontology annotation, molecular function: transcription corepressor activity.
CCGGCCGCCCCCUCACGCCGCCGCUCAGCUGAGGAGACAAUGGGCGAUCAAAGGAGGGGAGGGGGGAGGAGGAAGAGGAUGGCGCUAGACGAGGCGAGAGCCCGGCCGGGUGGCGCUUUCUCUGCGCUCGAUUAGUGAUCCUAGAGAGGGAGAGUCAGCCAGGCGCCGAAGCCAAGCGCUGGAAGGGACACCGAGUGGUGGUGGUGGCGGCGGCGGCGGCGGGUACAGGGAGUCCUUGCCGCUGCAGCUGCUACCUCCUCCUCCUCCUCUUCCUCCUCCCUCUCCCCGCUCUCCCGCGCCUCGCGAGCAAAGUGUGUGCGAGAGAGUGUGAGUGUUGAGUGUGAGUGAGCGAGCCCCGUUGCGCAGCUUGGUUUGCGCACAAGCACCACCAGCAGUGGAGGAGGAGGGCGGCAGAGGCACUACCACCACCACCACUACCACUACCACCACCACCACCAGCGCCCGGGCAUUUGAGGAGAGGAGCGCUGUGGAGCGAGGCAGAAUACACGCAUAUCUGAGGAAGGCGGGCGGGGAGGGGAAGGAGGGAGGAAAAGCGAAGCGGCGGCAGCGGCAGAGGCCACACCAAGACACCCAAGUGAGACAAAAGUAGCUCCAAACCAGCACCCAACUCCACCUUGGGAAGCUGGCGGCAACCGGGCGCCUCAGCAUGGCUUCCGAGGAACUCUACGAGGUAGAGAGAAUUGUUGAUAAAAGAAAAAACAAGAAAGGAAAAACGGAAUACUUAGUACGAUGGAAAGGCUAUGAGAGUGAAGAUGACACAUGGGAACCUGAACAGCACCUCGUGAAUUGUGAAGAAUAUAUACAUGAAUUUAAUAGACAUCACAAUGAAAAACAAAAAGAAAGCACAUUAACAAGGACAAACAGGACAUCUCCAAAUAAUGCAAGAAAACAAAUUUCUCGAUCUACUAAUAGUUCUUUUUCAAAAACGUCUAAAUCCUUAGUUCUUGGAAAAGACCAUGAAUCAAAAAAUCAACUGUUUGCUGCUCAGAAGUUUCGGAAAAACAACACUCCUCUCUCUGGUAGAAAAAACAUGGACCUUUCAAAAUCAGGUAUCAAAAUUCUUGUGCCCAAAAGUCCUAUCAAGAGUCGGACAGCAGUAGAUGGCUUUCAGAAUGAAAGUCCUGAUAAGCUGGAUCGCAUUGAGCAGGAUCAUGAAGAUUCUGUAGCCCCAGAGGUGGCAGCAGAAAAACCAGUUGGAGCUUUAUUAGGUCCUGGAGAAGAACGUGCUAGAAUGGGGAGCAGGCCAAGAAUACAUUCAUUAGUGCCACAAUUGCCAGUGCCAGUAACAGCUACCAUUGCAUCUGCGUUAACAAUAAAUGGAAAAGGAACAUCUACCUUUAUAGAAGCCUUGGCAACCAAUGGUACCAAUAUUCAGACAUCAGUAACAGGAGUAGCAGCCAACAAACGAAGAUUUAUUGAUGAAAGGAGAGAUCAGCCUUUUGAUAAAAGGCUACGAUUCAGUGUGCGGCAAACUGAAAGUGCUUACCGUUACAGAGACAUUGUUGUCAGGAAACAAGAUGGAUUCACGCAUAUUUUAUUAUCCACCAAAUCAUCAGAGAACAAUUCAUUAAAUCCAGAGGUGAUGAAAGAAGUCCAGAGUGCAUUGAACACAGCAGCUGUUGAUGACAGUAAACUUGUACUUCUUAGUGCAGUUGGCAGUGUUUUCUGUUGUGGCCUUGAUUUCAUUUAUUUUAUUCGACGUUUGACAGAUGAUAGAAAAAGGGAAAGCACUAAGAUGGCAGAUGCAAUUAGGAAUUUUGUAAAUACUUUUAUUCAGUUUAAAAAGCCCAUAAUUGUUGCAGUAAAUGGCCCAGCUAUUGGACUCGGAGCAUCUAUAUUACCUCUAUGUGACGUAGUGUGGGCUAAUGAGAAGGCUUGGUUUCAGACUCCGUAUACAACAUUUGGGCAGAGCCCUGAUGGAUGCUCAUCUCUCACAUUCCCAAGAAUAAUGGGUCUGGCAUCUGCAAAUGAAAUGUUAUUUAGUGGAAGGAAGUUAACAGCACAAGAAGCUUGUUCGAAAGGACUGGUGUCUCAAGUAUUUUGGCCAGGAACAUUCACACAGGAAGUUAUGGUUCGAAUUAAGGAACUUGUCACAUGUAAUUCAGUUGUACUUGAAGAAUCCAAAGGUUUAGUUCGUAGUAUUAUGAAGGUGGACUUGGAACAAGCCAAUGAUAAGGAGUGUGAAGUUUUAAAGAAAAUUUGGGGUUCUGCUCAAGGGAUGGACUCAAUGUUAAAAUACUUACAGAAGAAGAUUGAUGAAUUUUGAAGAGAUGUGCAUUGACACUGGAUUGUAUUUACUUGGACAUCUGGAUUUUUCAUCAAUACCCUAACUGAAAUUAAAAUAAAACAUACCUAAGGCUCAGAAAAUGUGGGCUAAAAGGUAGAGGAACAUGG